Molecule: messenger RNA, 1119 nt
Organism: Saccostrea echinata
Lineage: Eukaryota; Metazoa; Mollusca; Bivalvia; Ostreida; Ostreidae
Product: acetylcholine receptor subunit beta-like
Exons: 2
Biological process (GO): regulation of membrane potential; signal transduction; chemical synaptic transmission
Cellular component (GO): membrane; synapse; neuron projection
Molecular function (GO): extracellular ligand-gated monoatomic ion channel activity; transmembrane signaling receptor activity; neurotransmitter receptor activity
Source: RefSeq, a predicted model, not a curated record
AUGUAUGAUUUCAAACUGGAAAAAGGUUUUGAUGUGCCAAGACUCAGUAAAGAAACAACCAACAGAUCUCAAUUAUUUAAGGAUAUAUUAGACAACCAUGAGGUUCGCGUGGCGCCUUUUAACACAAUCGCAGAUUCAAUCCCUUUAUCUAUAUCACUGAGCAUUAUGUCGAUUCGUAAGGUGAACGAAAAAGAUAAGACAUUUUCAGCCUCUGUUUGGAUUUCAAUGGCAUGGGACGACUAUCGUUUAAUGUGGGAUCCAGCUUCUUACAUGGGAAUCAAACAGCUUCAAACAACCUCAAAAUAUGUAUGGAUACCUAGUUCAGUCUGUGUUUUUAAUGACGUAACAGACAACAAAUGUUUGACAGAGGAGAAACCAGUGUCAGUUCUUAACAAUGGAAACGUUAUUUAUACAACCGCAAAAGAGAGUCUAACACAGUGCCAAAUAAACGUUCAAAAAUAUCCUUUUGACUCACAGACCUGUUCUUUACGUUUUGGAAAUUUGUUUGCAUUUUCCGAAUUUUUAAACUUUUCAGCAGCUUCUUCCUAUUACAGCUUAUAUUUCUUUGAGCAAAGCGAGGAAUGGGAAGUGCAAAAUGCGUCCGUCACUCUACAGUACACACCAGCAAUGACAACAGAACUCCAUUUCAAUCUGAAUAUCAAGAGAAAACCAGGCUUCGUUGUUCUGACCGUUCUUCUACCGGUUAUAAUUCUCUCUGUUUUGAACGUAUUCGCUUUUGUGUUGCCAAUAGAUUCUGGAGAGAAAAUGGGAACCUCAAUGUCUAUUUUCUUAACUUUCGCCUUCUUUCUGACCAUGAUUAUAGAAUCGUUACCUAAGUCCGAUGACAUCCCUCCAUUUACCGUGUACCUGACCAUGCAACUUAUGAUCAGUGGUUUAACUGUGGUUUUGGAAGCUGUUGUGUUACAUGUUCAUUUUAAAACUGACAACAACGCUGAGAACAAGGCUGAAAAGAAAGUUAUUCCAAUUGACAUGGAAUUGGAGCAUGUGCAAACUGAAUCAAAAAGAAAUUUAAUUACUUUUGUGAAAUCAAAACUUACAGCCAAUGUAUUGGAUCGAAUAUUUUUGAUGUUUGUUAUAAUUGUUGAUUUUAUUUCAUUG